AGCAUAUGGGUACCGGAACUCUGCAGUCAGUGAAAGCGGCAGGUGCAUAGGUGUGCACCUAUUAAUCCAAAAAAUACUACAUUUUCGUGUUAGUUCCUUGUAAUAGAAAUUGCCAAAGAUACUUCUUAUAGGACCAAAUGCCUGCAGUAAUCAAGAUUUUCAGCAAAUCUCUAAACAGGGGACUUUCAGGGAGGUUGAUAGGUGUGUGGAAUGGAUUCCGACAAAAAUGGAGUGGGCAAAGGGCCGGCCACUUCUAGGAAAUCCCGCAGGAAAACAAGUCGAAAACGACCUCAAUCUGCUCCAGCUGUCUCCAAGGCUACCUCAGGUGGAGGGGACCACCCGACUGGGGAUCGCUACCAUGCAACAAGUUUUCCCCUUUUCUCAGGCUCUUCAUCCCCACUACAGAAGGAGCAGAUGCACCAGGACAAAGACCUCAAACUUACUCAGGGUGAUGGGCAGAGCAAGAUAUUUCCAUUCCAGACGCUCCCAGAUUACUGCAAGCUAAAGGUCUUUUCGUUUCUUUCCAACAUUGAGAAAGCCAGAGUGUCUGUCAUAUGUCGGUCAUGGAGUGUAUUGAUGAAGACGCCGCGACUGUGGAAUCAUGUUUUGUUCUCAGCCCUUCCUCUCGGAUGCUUGGUAUCUGCUAGUCAUGAGGCAACUAACCAGUGCUACAAGUGUUAUAAGAACAGAGUGUUUCUAUUUGCAGAAUAUUUACUUCGCAUGCGACCCAUCCUUCACAGUUUCGAGUUCAAAUUAGACAUUGCCGAUGCCAAGGUGAAAUACCUUCAGUUGAUUGAGAAUGUUCUCCACAGUUCACAGUGCACUGAUCUCCAUUAUGCUGACAUCAACUGGAAGGAGACACCAGCUCUGCCCUUUUGGCUAGAGUCGGCCAGAUGGUCACAGAGUGAUGAAGUCAUACAGAACCAUCGUCACAGGCAGCGCUUGUUUGUUAAUUUCUUCAAUGAUUUCACACACAUGGCUCCCAACUUGCAGACUUUGAUUCUGCCCUUUGAUUGGUCUGAGAAUUCUGUGGAGUAUCUAAGUCGCUUGAAAACUUUACACAGUUUGGUGCUAGAGAAAUACUUUGUCUUUCAGAACCUCAAUCAAAAGUUGUUAUCACGCCUGCUGGAGAAUUUACCGAAGCUGUCUCGAUUGAUGCUGGAAGUGUGGACGCCGAGUGGACAGGGUCUUCUUACAUACACCCUAGCAUCAAAAUCAGUCAAGUAUCUUGACAUAUCACAAAGUCGGGGAUUUUAUGUCCAAAAAUUGAAAAUGCCCAAGCUGAAGAACUUCCGCGUAGCUCGUCAUCCAUGGAAUGGCCCUCUUGUGAUGGCGGAGAAUGUGAAUCUGCCGUGUCUGUACGAUGUGUUGCUGGGUGGAGCUCCGGAACUAGAGACUGUCAAUGAUCAUCGUCUGUCUGAAGGGUGGCAGGAGUGCAUGAGCAGUGAAUUUGAAGAUGUUCUGAAGACAGUCUGUUCAUGUCGUCGACACAAGAGUGGAUGGGCUUUGUAUUGAACAUUCAGUGUGUAUCCUUGUCUGUGUUAAUGUACGGUUAACAUUUUCAUGAAGUGCAAUGCAUUGGGAGCGGCAGAGGCUAGUUGGAAGAUGCAGGGUCCAGUGGUUUGAAGACAUUGAUACAACAUACUUUCAACAUCUUUACAGGAUUGUUAUAUUUAUAUCAACAACAUAAAAAAAGAUAAUUUUAUUGAUUUGUUUAUAUGAUCAAAUUAGGUUACAUUUACAAUCUUCCUUUUUGUAUUAUUGAAGAUAUAUACAUGUUAGAAGUAGAUUCCCCAUUAAUAUUAGAAGCUACAGAAACAUUUUCUUAAUAUUUGAAUAGUAUCAUAUUUUGAAACAAUGAUAGAAAAACAUUAUUGAUAGAUGUUUCUAAGAUAGGUAUUUUUGUAUGUGCAUAGUCUCAAUUGAGAAUCUACCAGCUUGAAAUUCAGGAUUUUCAUAUAUUCCUAUAUUUUAUGGAUCUGAGCUGUUUGUGUUUGGAUGCAUGAUGAAGUGUUUUGAUUGCAGUGAAAGUCUAGUUUGAUGAGUGUCAAAAUGGCAGUAGUUGAAUCGGGUCACACAGUCCUCACCUCCACAGGGCAUCUCAGUCAGGUUGCAUGUCAAACAAAGGUCAAUACAUUGCAUUGUUUGAAAUUAAGGGAGGUCCUGGGCACUUUGAGGUUUGCUCCUAAAGUAAGUGAACCUAGGGACUGCAUCAAUCUCAAGUAUUUAACAUUGGGGUUAUGACACGGAGUCCUUGACUUUCAUGCUUAAUUUUGUAAACUGCCCUGCAAUUGGAACUAACCUCGGUCACACAGUCCCUUAGCCAGAGCAUCUCAGUCAAACAAAGGUCAAUAUGCUGCAAUAGAAGCUAGCCUUGGUCACUUGUGCUUAUGAUGAUAUCAAAGGGGAAACCUUCCACAGUUGGGUACUUUCUACUAGUCUUCAGGGCACCAUAAACAUCUUGGUGCAGACUAUUGGUCCAGAGCAGGAUAGAAAUUACCACUUGCCUGAACCAUUUUUUUCCUAAGGGCUAGUAGAAUGUCAGAAGUUUUGUGGGGGUAAUGCUAUAUGUUGUCACUAUUUGGGCUAGUAGACGUUCUUGGUAAGUUUCCAUCCCUGAAGUGACAGUUUUUAAUGCUGUGAAUAUCCAGAAGCAGUACAGGACAUUGACCUCUGUCAGGUCAGAGUCAUUUGUUUCUAUCAUUGAGCAAGUCACAUUACUGGUGAAGAUUGUAAUGCACUGUGUAUCCAGGAUGGGUAUGAGAGAUUGCAAGGUGGGGACGAGUGACCACUUUCAACAACUGUUAGGCUAAGAAAAAAUCAGUCUUGUUCUCAGGCUUUCCAUCAGAAACGCCAUUUUUAGCUCACCUGACUGACAGUCAAGUGAGCUCAUGUCGUGGCACGUUGUCCGGUUGUUCUACAGUCCGUCGUAAACCUUUGGCAUUUUCGACAUCUCCGAUACUCCUAGGCCUGUGAAUUUCAAACUUUGUUUGAAUUAUCUUAGCUAUGGUGUUUCUAAAAAAUGCACAGAAUUUUGAUCCAAUUUUGAACAUGGCCAUCAUGGCAUCCAUAUUUAGAAACCUAUAAAUGGCCAUUAAUCAGCCAUCUUUUUUGCAGACUAUGUUGACAUUUGGCACAGGUGCAGUUAGUUGUGGGGUCUAAGAUGUGUUCCAUCUAUUUUUAUUAUCAUUGUUUCAUUAUGACUUUUGACUUAGAAUCGACCUUGUCAGCAUAAUAUUUGGUGUCACCAAAGUGAAAAUGCUGUCAUUAGGAAUAGAAAUUUUAGUAGGUACAAAAUUGGAAAACUCUUUCUUAGACUUCCCCACACACUAGCCUGCCAACAUUUUUCAUCAAGUUAUCUGCAUAAAUUUUGGAGCAAUGGCCCCCAAAAGUUUUUUUUGCAUAUGUUUGCCAUGAAAACCAAAGGUGCGUUUGAAUUAUUGAUGUUCAAGCAACAUUAAGGCCAGAGCUAGGGACAGCUUGUGACAGAUUCUUAUGUGACCCAGAGUAACACUGACACUGUUGAAAGACCUUUGCACUUUUACCAUGCUCUUACUUUUCUUCUCCUCUGGUACUGCUUGACUAAAGAAGAUGAAACUUGGCAUGCAGGAUCCUCAUAUCCAGUUUCACAAAAAGCUACACUUUGUGUGAAUAAUAAUGACCAUUACAAGUUCCAAGUUUGUUCAUGGCAUUACUAUGUGCACUCUUGCUGUGUAGUAAACGGUGUUGCAAAAUUUUCUUUAUUUUUUUUCUAUUUCGUUGAGUCUUUUGCUUCAGUUUGCCUCUAUUUCCCCAUACAUCUGUGUUCGAAAAAAGGUUCAAGUGUCACUUACUUAUUUGUUCAUAAGUCUGGUGAGCUAUAGAGACGUGUGGCUGUAUUGUUUGUACUGUAGAAAGUUCAAUACUUCUGGGGUUUGUAUACAUCAUGUUCUUCCAUUAGCUGUGGAAACAUGAUUCCUUCAGUAUUUCAUAACCAUUGCCUGAGAACCAAACAGGUUUUUUUUUAGCCUUGAUAUUUUACCCAGUGAGAGUAUUCCUAUUUGUGCAAUUGUCAUAUAUAGACCAAGCCAACCUCAGGCAUUUAUGCCAUUUGACAAGUCAUCAGAAAUGUGUUAUACAGUUCCAACUUGAUCCUUGUUAACUCAGUGUAUCGCCUGAAACAUUCUUUGUGUUCCUGGAAGAAUCCUUGUGUUUCAUGAUGGUUUAAUAUUGUCACGCUGCUUUUCCUAAACUAGGGAUGUUUGUUCAGCACUUGGGGUUAUCCAGCAACACUUGGGGUUAUCCAGCAACACUUGGGUUUAUCCUGCAACACUUGAGGUUAUCCAGCAACACAUGGGGUUAUCCAGCAACACUUGGAGUUAUCCAGCAACACUUGGGGUUAUCCAGCAACACUUGGGGUUAUCCUGCAACACUUGAGGUUAUCCAGCAACACUUGGAGUUAUCCUGCAACACUUGGGGUUAUCCAGCAACACUUGGGGUUAUCCAGCAACACUUGGUCUUAUCCAGCAACACUUGGUCUUAUCCAGCAACACUUGGGGUUAUCCAGCAACACUUGAGGUUAUCCAGGAUCACUUGGGGUUAUCCAGCAACACUUGGGGUUAUCCAGCAACACUUGGUCUUAUCCAGCAACACUUGGGGUUAUCCAGCAACACUUGGGGUUAUCCAGCAACACUUGAGGUUAUCCAGGAUCACUUGGGGUUAUCCAGAUCACUUGAGGUUAUCCAGGAUCACUUGGGGUUAUCCAGCAACACUUGGGGUGAUCCAGCAACACUUGGGGUUAUCCAGCAACACUUGAGGUUAUCCAGCAACACUUGGUCUUACCCAGCAACACUUGGGCUUAUCCAGCAACACUUCUGGUUAUCCAGCAACACUUGGGGUUAUCGAGGAUCACUUGGGGUUAUCGAGGAUCACUUGGGGUUAUCCAGCAACACUUGGGGUUAUCCAGCAACACUUGGGAUUAUCCAGCAACACUUGGGAUUAUCCGGCAACACUUGGGAUUAUCCAGCAACACUUGGGAUUAUCCAGCAACACUUGGAGUUAUCCAGCAACACUUGGGGUUAUCCAGGAUCACUUGGGGUUAUCCAGCUACACUCGGGGUUAUCUAACAACACUUGGGGUUAUCCAGCCCUGCCAAACUGGAAUAUUUCUGAAAGCAGCGUGAAUUAUUUGGAAUGCUAUGUGAAGAAAGUGCAUUAUAAUCGCUAAGGGGUACCUUGUUGCAGAUAUAUACUACUCAAAAGAAGAUAAGGAACACCUGAUGCUUUCAUAUAACUAUAGUUCAUCUGUCAUACCAUGAAUGUAAGAAUCUGGUGUUCUUCAACUUCUUUUGAGUAGUAUAUUUGACUAAAAUAUUAGCUCGUGAAAUGUUAAAAAAGGUGUUAAAGUGUAAGUGCAUACAUACUGUUUCUCAUGGGUUAACUGUCCAAUGCUGGUUGGAGGAUGAUAUGAUGAUGGCUGAAUGCCCCCUUGGGGACCGAUCAUUUGAUAUUCCAUGGGGGGAGGGUGCCCCUGGAUUUUGUAUGGAGACUAGAUAUUUUUCAGCUACAGGGGGAGAGGGUGCCCCUGGAUUUUGUAUGGAGACUAGAUAUUUUUCAGCUACGGGGGGAGGGUGCCCCUGGAUUUUGUAUGGAGACUAGAUAUUUUUCAGCUACGGGGGGGAGGGUGCCCCUGGAUUUUGUAUGGAGACUAGAAAUUUUUCAGCUACAUCCUCAAAACCAGAUAUUUUUUUCAAACUAUGAGCCUAAAUAUUUAUUUAUAAAAAAACCCUUUGCAACAAUGUAUUUUUUGUGGCUUGCAAUCUAUCCCACCUCCACUCCCUGAAUAUCAAAUAGUCGGUCCCUUAGCCUUAAGUCAGCUUGAGGUACGAUUGUGAUACUGCAGAAUUACACAAAUUUGUGAUAAUGAGGAAUGUAGGUUUAUAGUUUUUGUAACAAUUUUUAUGAGCAUAUCGUGUUGAGUUAGAACAAGCGUGAAGGCUAACCUUGUCCCAGCUAUCCCAUUAUUCUUCAUACAUAACUAUCACGACCAUGCAAGAUUUACAUAGAAACAUCACGGCAUGUGAUGGUGUCCGUUUAUUACCUUUGAUACCUUGGCAGCAGUUUCAUCUUCAUAGAGAUUAUAUCACGGUCACACUGUAGGAAUUUCUAACAGCCUGCUAGCUUGUGGGUGGUGAUCUUUCAGAGGGCUGCUAGAAGUAGUUGAAAGCCACAAGCAUAAGACUAGUUGCUUCACUCGGAAACUAGGUUUUACUUUUCAUUAGUUCUAGUUGGGUAGAAACAUAAACCAUGGUAACUGAAAAAUGUACAUUUAGAUCUGUUUGUGAUUGUUGCCCCCUAAGAUUAGCUUCUAAAGAUUAAUGUGGACAUUUCAGAAUGACACAUUAAGACACUAAAGGGAGGUAAUACUCACUGCAAUGUGCUGAAAACAACUUCAACCCUUUGUAGUCUGAAGUAAAACUGAACUGUUUUGAGUUGUUGAUUCACACGUGACACAACCAUAACAGGUAGCAUUUAUGACUAGCCAUUUGGUUCUUUUCCGAAUUUGUCCUCAAACAGAAUGACACAUUAGGACACUAAAGGGAGGUAAUACUCACUGCAAUGUGUUGAAAACAGCUUCAAAACUUUGUAGUCUGACUCUGAAGUAACACUGAACUGUUUUGAGUGACACAACCAUAACAGGUAGCAUUUAUAAAUAGCCAUUUGAUUCUUUUCCAAAUUUGUCCUCAAACCGUACUGUCAGCCACUCACUUCAUUGACAGACUGCUAGAUACCUACUUAGGAAAACAUUGACAUGUUAGAAAAUCUGACAUGGAUUUGGCAAAGUUAGUCUUUUUUGACUUAUGAAUACUUAGAAUAUUUAGAAACAAUGUUUGUUAUGUGUACUACUUAAUUUAUUAUCUUUGUUUGGUUGUGUUAGUGUCUGCUGUUCCAUAUAUGUAAUGUUGAUGUAAUUUCUUCUGUCCUUUUAUUACUCUUGUUUAUCUAGCUUAGCUAGAAUGAUUUCUUUCUUCUUUGAGAUAUUCGGUUAUAAUGUCGGUUCAAAACUGACCAACCACAAUUUAGCUGAUGCGGAUGCUAUCUUCAGAUAUUGAGUGAAUACCACAAUCUGCAUGAGGCUGGAGAAAGAUGUUUGUGGUUCAGAUUACAAGGGAGUCAGACGUAACCAUGGCAACAUUUGUUGGAAACCAGUUAUCCUGAAGAUUGGAUAUGCAUGUGUAAUUUUUAGAUGAAAUCUAGUCGAAAUUGAGCACAAGAUUUUUGCAUACAUGUAUUUAGAAAAAGAAAACCAUACCAGUAAGAUUUUCAUUAUGAAUUAAAAAUAUAUACCAUAUUUCCUUGAUUAGGAGCCUCAUGGGCCUCAAAUAAAUAAACUCUGGAAUCUUGAGUAGACACCAGGCUUCAAUGAAAAGCCAGGUAGGUUUUUAUGCACAAUAUCCUCUCUCCCUCCUUCCCCCCAUUAUUAUUUUUUGGGGAUUAGAUGCAGGGUGUAAAGUGUCUGAAAGAAAUAAAUGCUAGGCAUUUAAUCAAGGAAAUACAGCCGUUUAUAACAAAUAAUUGUUUUGUCUGUUACCCAAACUACACGAUCUGUUUUAACAAUCAGUAGGUACAGGAAUUAUGUUUUCUUCAUACAUGAUACAUUGCAAAUGUCGGUGUGUAUUCAUUUUGUGCAAAAAGUGUGCAAGAUUAUGACUUCUGUUUAUUGACCGACUAGAUGAUUUUCUCGGGUAAUCUGAACCCGAAUCCAUUUUUCUUGCGCCUCAUGUUAUAGACUAUACUUCUCCACAUGUUAGAGGUGAUGUUUUCUGAAGGCUCUCUUAGAGUGGCCAGCAUAUCAUUGUUUGUCAGUGAUGUUCAUCACUGAAGGUCAACAAUCAGGGACUCAUUUCACCAAGCCGUCAUAGCACUACAGCUGAUUUGUAUACUGUAUCAUUGACUUACAAGCUACUUACGAGUAAUGUCUACCCAACACACUUGGAUCUGUACAUCAUGAGUUCUAUAUGUCAUAAGUGUUCUGUAACAACGUCAGACUGAUGGUAUUUCUUGAUCAGUUACCCUAUUUUUCUGUAGAACAGGUUCAGAUUCUGGUUAUAGGAUUUGAUUCUUUCAACCCCCUAGAUGUAAGAGUCCUAAUCAUGUUCAUGCCUAAAGCAAGAGCUUUCUCCUUCAGACGAAAUGAAACAAACAUAUUCGACAAGUCAUUUCAAAAAUAAUGUUCUGAAUAUUACAGAGACUGUUUGGCUUAGAAAAUCUUUAAAAUGAGAAUUAUUAAUUGUCUGACUUAAAGAGGCACACUAGUCCUGAGCUAAGAUCAUUUUGUGCACAUGGCCCAGGCAGCUUCAUGAACUGUGUGUUCCACUGCAGUGCAGAAUUCCUGGGUGUGACUCCACAACAUGUCAAGUUGAUCCAUCCUAUUGUCCCAUGACUUAGUGACCAAAAUAGGCAGCUCUGAAUUAUAAGAACAGAAUCAGACCUAUGCAAGUCUGUUGCAAAUAACAUGACCACUAUUGGUCAGGACCUCGUUCCACGAAAUGAUGUGUGUGCUGUGACUAUCAUAAUUCCCUAUGUAACCUAGGAUUACCGUUGUCUUGGCGCUAAGAUCACUUUGUGAAGGUGGGCCACGGUAGACGUGUUUGGUAGUGUGUAAGAUGAUGAUAAAACAACAUUAUUAUGAUUAAUCUAUGCUUGCAUCGGUGUACAAACAAACAGGUUAUGACCGAGGUCAUUUCAUUUGUAUGUUCUUUUUCAUGAUUGUUUUGUGAGACUUAUCUCACUAAUGAGGACCAUGGGAGUUGACUUAUUAAUUCAUGACACAAUCCAAGUUGAUGAUACAGCUGUUCUUCAGGAAUGCCUUGCAAAGCUUUCAUAAAGACUGUUUUGUGUACUGUAUCCCCCUUGGAAUUGGAACAUUGAAGACAAGAUGUGUCGAAUUGUGCACAAGAUGUGCACAUCUGGUGUGUUCUGAUUUUGAGGGGGUUGGAGAACUUUAUAUGCCAAAUUUUGUACAUAUACACGUAGUUUGAUAGUCAGACCAAGAGCUGUCUAAGACAGUACAUGGAUGUAUUUGUUAUCAUCAUGAUAACAGUCAUGUCUGCAACGAUGAACAUAGAUUUAUAAUAUAUGGUCAAUAUUUAUGUUACAAUUUGUUGAAAAUGACUACAAAUGGCAUCAGUUGUUGAGUAAUUUUUUCUAAUAUAGAUUUGUUUCUCCAUAUUUCCUGGCAACAUAGUGAAGUUUGAUGCUGUUCGCACUGCGAUCAGUUGAGUAUUUGUGAUGGAGAAACAGUAUUCAUAUGCUAGGAGCCUUAGAAAUUCAUUGUUUAAAGACUAUUCCAGAGGUCUUGUGGAAACUCUGUUUCACCAGUCCUCAGUUUGUAGCUAGUCUUGCUUGAACGAGACAAAAAUGUUAGUUUACAUUUUAUGUCAGUUAUAUUCAGUUCCAAUUUGUACCGAAAUUGAAUAAUUGAGGACUGGUUCAGAAUCAUAGCCCUCAAAUGCUACUAGUCAAUGAGGACUACCAUCAUUGGGCUUUACGUCCUCAGCGCAGUUAAGUAGUCUCGGGAUAGUGGAUUAGCAUGAAUUUCGAAGGCUGUGCUGUUCUUUCCGACCAAUUUUCAUGACAUGGUUCAUUCACAGCAAAUACAGUGAAACCUUAUUAACUCGAACUUUGGCAACCUGAUAUAUUAUUUGAUGAAGAACUUCACUGAAUCCUUUAAUGGUUACUUAUUGGGAUAGGUAAUAUGUUUCACUGGUCCAAGAAACAUUGUUGUUUUGUCUCAUGUGCUGAAGUAUCCAUUCUUCAUAAGGUCGGCUGUUUUAAAGGUUUAGCGUCUUGUUUUGGCCUACAAUUCUGCUUUGAGAUUUGAUAUGAUAUUCAUGGAACAGAAUUUUUCAAGUUAAAUGAACAUGUAUGAGUGAAAUACAUGAUAGUUAUAGAUAACUGUUUGGUACAGAUGUUCAAUACAGUAAUUAAUGAGUUGUAUGGUAGAACUUCAAAUAGAGAGAUAGUUGCUGACCUUGAAAAAUACAGCAACACCUUUUCUGUGCAAUAUGGGUCCAUUUGACUGUUCAUCAUCACCUCACUCUGAAGAUGAAGGUGUUUUUUUCAUAUUCAGAAGCAAAAAUGCUCCAUGACGUGCGUGAUACUG
Molecule: messenger RNA, 10143 nt
Organism: Haliotis rufescens (red abalone)
Lineage: Eukaryota; Metazoa; Mollusca; Gastropoda; Lepetellida; Haliotidae
Exons: 3
Coding region: 211-1515 (434 amino acids)
Biological process (GO): SCF-dependent proteasomal ubiquitin-dependent protein catabolic process; protein polyubiquitination
Cellular component (GO): SCF ubiquitin ligase complex
Molecular function (GO): protein binding
Source: RefSeq, a predicted model, not a curated record